Messenger RNA from Prorocentrum cordatum, 4721 nucleotides. NCBI's taxonomy places the organism in Eukaryota, Dinophyceae, Prorocentrales, Prorocentraceae. The record is from the annotation of a GenBank genome assembly.
AUGCCGAAGCGAAUCGCUGUGAACAUAAACAAGCACACAGAAGCUGCCGCAGGCCCGGACACUGUCCGCGACGGCGGUUGCAUCGCAUCGCACCGCUCGUGGCGGUGCCUCCGCUCCUGCCACCACGGGGUGGGCGGCCUGCUCCCUGGGGCCGAGCUGGUCCUCGCGUUCCCGCUGCCCGACGAGCACGAGGACCAGGACCGCGGCGCCGGGGAGGCGCCGGAGGCCGCGCCUCCGAGGCUGGAGCCCAUCUUCUGCUCACUCCCCGUCCGCGCCGUCGGCUUCGGCUUCGCCCUGAACUGCGACCGCAUGGACCUCGUGGCCAACCGCGGGGACCUGCACCACGCGUCCCGGACGAACCAGGCCCUGCGCGACGCACUGCCGGCCGCGUUCGCGGGCGCCUGCGCGGCGCUGCCCCCGGUGGCCUCCCGCGCCCUCGCCUUCCUGGGCGAGCCCGUGACCGACCGCUUCUGGCGGCCGGCGCGCGAGGGCAUCCUGGCGCAGCUGACGGGCAUCGCCUGCGUCUCCACCGGGCUCGGGCUGAGCCGGCCCACCGAGGUGCUGCUGAGGGGCUCGGGGGCGCUGAGGGAGCUGGCCAGCCUGCUGCCAGCGGGCCUCGUGCGCGCGAGCUGCGGCCGGGCCUUUGCGGAGGCCUCGGACCCGGCGGAGGAGCGGCUGCUCCGGAGGCUCGGCGCGGAGGUCUUUUCGCUGGCGCACCUGUGCAGGUGCCUGGCCUUCUCUGGCGGCGAGUGGCCCGAGGGCUGGGUCGCCGCCACCUGGGCCAGAGGCCCGCCUGCGGAGGCCUGCGGCGCGCUGCGGGCGCUCUACAGGUGCCUGUCCGCCAGCACCUUCGACAGCGCGGCGGGCCCGCAGCCGCAGGAGCCCACGGGCGGCCCCGCCGGCCCAGCGCUCCCGGCGCUGCAGCUGACGGAGCUGCCCAUCUUCCCGCUGGAGGCGGGCGGCUGCGCUCGCGUGUCGGAAGGCGGCGUGUUCCGCUGCCCGAGCGGCGGGCUGUCGCGGGAGCGGCAGGCGUCCCUGGCCAGGGCCGGGGCCCUGCGCCUGCUGCCCGCGGCGUUGGAGGCGUCGGUCUCGGCGGACACGGGCGCCUGCCGCCUGCUCGACGCCCUGGGCGUCGUGCGCCCGUCGCCGGCCGCCGUGGUCCGGGCGGCCGUCGAGGUGCAUCUCCGGUACCGCUUGUCGUCCAACUGGGAGCUGCCGCCGCAGCAGCGCGCGGCGCUCCUCGGCUCCCUGGGCAUCCUGGCGGAGGCAUGGCGGCGCGGGGGCGCCGAGGGCGACCUGCAGGGUGUGCUUGAGGAGGUCCUCGUGGAGGUCGGUGCCCCUGCGCCCUCCCCCGGGGGCGCUGGCCAUUUGCUGGCGGACGUGGUGUGGCUGCCCUCGCGUGGCGGUCGCUGGCAGGGGCCGCGGCGCCUGCUGUGCCCCAGCCUGCUGGGGACGAGCAGCGCUCUCGCCAGCGACAUCCUCGAGCGCAUCGAGGCAUUCCUCGGCCAGAAGGCCCUGGACACGCCAGCCAGCGCCAGCCGCACCGCGCAGGGCUUCGGGUCUGCGCACUCCGCCCUGUCGCUGGUGCCAGACUUUGUGGACCGCGACAUCUGCCCAGAGGGCGAGGCGCCUCUGGCCUGGGAGGCCUUCCUGGUCGACGCCGCCGGCGUGCACCCGCUGCGGCCGCUGGACCCGCGGCAGCCCCGGGCCCCGCCGGACCUGCUGCUCAACACCGGCAUGGCCCUGGGCAACGAUGGGCCUGGGGGGCUCUGGAGGACGCUGCUGGACACUGCGCGCGCCCCCGAGCGCGUCUGGCAGUAUGCUCGCCGCCGCCUGGGCUGCGCCGCCGACGCCGCAUGGCUCGCGGAGCUCCCGGCACGGGGCGGGGAAGCGGCGCCGCGUCUGCGGGGCCUCUUCCUGCGCUCCGCCUACCUGCCGCUGGCCGGGCCGGCCCUCGACGGGCUCUACCUCGACCUGCCCGCGGCGGACACCGCCGGCCGCGGGGCCACCAUCCGGAAGCUGCUGGGCGGCCUCGGGGCCCGGUGCCAGCUGGACCGGGGCGGAACCGCCGCCGCGCUGAAGGCGCUGUUCGACCGCGGGUGCAGGGAGACCGCGGUGUUCGCGCGCGUCUACGCCGCGGCUGCGGGCCUCGACGAGGACGCCCGGGAGGGCGAUGCCGUCGACGUGGACGAGAGGGCGCUGCGGUCCCUCAUCUUCCACCCGGGCUGCGCGGGGAAGCUGCUGCGCGCGGGCGACUGCGUGUGGGAGGCGCCCACGGCGAAGCUCCUGGCCGGCUGCUCCGCGCUGGUCCCCCUGCGCGACGUGUACGGGCCCUUCGGGGAGCGCAGGCUCGAGCGCUACUUCGCGGCGCGCGGCGUGCAGGGCGGCCUGUGCACCGCCAGAGCGUACCUGGCCGCGCACGAGCAGCUCUUCUCGAAGAAGCGACCACGGCACAGAGGUACGGACCUGGGCCGCAAGUGGCUCGUCGCGAGGACGCCGCAGGGCGUGUCGGUUGACCUGCAGGGGCAGCCCGGCAUGCCGCUGUCGAGCGUGACGGCGGACACCUUCCUGGCGGAGGUCUGGCCGGCGCUGGUGGGCCUGUACCGAGGCAUGGCGGGCCUCCCCGACGAGGAGAAGGCGGCGCUGCGCCCGUUCUCGCCCGCCGUGGAGCGCAUCCUCGUGCCGCUGCGGUGCCCCGAGGGCGGCCCCCCAGAGAGCACCUCGAUGCUGACGGUGGCCUGCUUCCACGACGGCGCCACCUUCCGGCGGCUGUCCGUCGGGCAGGCCUUCUGGGAGGUGGCGCAGGACCUCGCGCACACCCGCGCGGGCGAGUGGGCGCUGUCGGCCUUCUUCCCGCCCGAGCUGCGGGGCCUCUUCGUCGACUGCCUCGGCGUGCGCGAGGUCGUGAGCAGGGAGACGCUCUUCGAGGGCCACCGCCAGGAGGGGCGGCACCGCCGCGCGCGGGAUGACCGCGCCGCGGCCCCCGCGGCGGGCUUCCACAGGGAGCGGUCGGUCAACGAGAGCGGCCUGCCCGACGACCUCCUCGCGGGCUGCCCGUGGGAGGGCCGCGCAGGCCGCGGCGGCAGGGGCGUGAGCCUGCAGGAAGCCGGGGCCGCGGCGCUGGAGCUGCUGCAGGGCCGCGCGGGCCCGCGGCGGCGCGGCGGGGACGGCGACCGCCGCGGCCAGGAGGGCGGCGAGGACGUGCUCGCCCCGGCCCGUCGCGCUGCCCGCGCGGAGCGUCCGCUGCCCGGCCACCCGCGCGCGCAGGCUCGUGCGGGCGCCCGCCGUGCAGGUUGCUCCCUCGGGGGGGCGCUCCGCCUCGGUGGCGUUCUACCUCGCGGAGGGGGACCCUGGCGGCGCCCCGCGCGCCUCCAGAUUGCAGCGCCUGGCCACGGUGGUCUGGAGGCUGGCGCGCGAGGUGUUCGAGCUGCCCGCGGACCGCGUGGCCCUGGUGUGGGACGCCCACGACGACGGGAGCAGCUGUGGCCACCAGGACGUGUCCUCGUCCUGGCCGCUGCUGUUCCCCGCCGCCCUCUGCCGCGAGGCGGACGACGACCCGGCGUUUUGGUUCGGGGAGUUCUGCCACGCCCUGGCCCACCGCGCAGAGGGCCCCGACCACUCCGCGCGGCACGCCCGAGUGGCCCAGCCAUCAUGUCCAGGCACCUGGGCGCCUUCUCGAGAGCGUUCAGGAGGACGCCCUCGAGGGGCCGCUGACAGCCAAAGAAAAGAAUCCGCGCUCAGUUGCCUGCGCCCGCUCCUCCUCCCCCUCGGACGUGUUGUCCUUGCGUCGGCUCUGCGCUCAGCUGCUGGCAACUCCAAGAGGACACCGUGUGGCUGAGGCUCUGCAUGCUGCUGCUACUGGGGGGGGGGCUGGCCGAGUGGACGCCGAGUGGACGCCGCAGGCGCCACGGCCCUAGGGCUCAGCCGCCUUCGUCCACGGUGCGGGAAGGUGGAUGAGGACAUGUUUCACCGAGGCUGGGUAAGUAGUUGAGGUAGUUUGAAUUGUUAGGGUCGCUUUGGUGGCGGCCACAAUUUGGGGGAUUCGUUUGAAGGAAGCCUCUGCAGGCAAGUAGUUGAGGUAGUUUGGAUUCUUAGGGUCGCUUUGGUGGCGGCCACAAUUUUGAGCCAGAGUGGCUGUCUCAAAUGUGACCGUUUUGGUGCCGUGCACUUUCCUUCCGGGUCUUUCCUUUCCAACAAAAAAUGUUUCACCGAGGCUGGGGUUGCGAGAAGAAUGUUGACUCGGCCGCCUACACCAAGGCAGAUCUCGUGUCCCAAGCCCAACCACGAUGAGAGAGUGAAGGGUGCGAUUGGUUCCGAGGGAAGGUACCAGCACCUUGGACGAGAGUACCGCCUGUGGAUGACGAGCCCGGGUGGUAUGUUUCAGGCGCCCCAGCUGUUAGCACGUGCAUCGGUUUCGGCAAAGACAGCUGGAGUGCACCGUUCUGGUUCUUCGGCGGCGCGAGCGGUGGACCCGAGUCAGCGGAUGCUCGCUUUCGACUGGUCGGACUCGCAAUGGUCAUGGUCCAAUCUUUCGACCCGCUUGUCAUCGCCACCACGCUCUCUGGAAGGCUUCCAGGGGUGCAGCAGAGUGUACUUCGGGGUGAGCUCAUGGCCCUCCUUGUUGCAGCACGUGGCCCGUGUGGAAGGCAUAUAUGUGGCCCGUGUGGAGUCAUCGUCCCAUCAGUUGGGAAGCUGGCGGUUGUCAUCAUCACGUUCGGCAG